AGUAGUUUUAGCUUUAAAGAAAGCUGAAACUAAUUAUUUAUUAGAUGUAUUGGACAUUUUCUGGGGUACCAAAAGUUGGAGCCGAAACAGCCUCAGAUGCCUGUGAUUAUUUUGUUGAUGAAACUGUAACACCAACAAAUAUGUCUUUAAAUUCAGAUUCUAUAAAUUCUUUUGAAGAAUUAGAGCUUAGGCGCUCUAAACACAAAGAUCUACGGCAAGCAGUUCUUUCUGGCAAGGAGAAUGAAGUUGUAUCUAUUUUGAAAAAGCUGAACGAACAUGAGAAAUCAAUUAUAGUAAAUAUGGCAUUAGAGCAGGAAAACACCUUAAUUUACAUAGCAUCACAAUUCGGAUACGAAAAUAUUGUUAAAUAUUUAAUUCAAGAUGGAGCGGAUGGACGAGUUAAUAAUAGAACUAAAUAUUCUCCUCUAUAUGCAGCCAUUACAAACGGUCAUUACAAAAUAACUGCAUUGCUCUUGGAAGCUUUUCCUGAACUAAUAAAGCAACCAACUGUUGAACAAUGGCUUCCGCUGCAUGCUGCGUGUAUUAACGGUCAUGAUGAUUUAGUUGAAUUAAUUAUUAAUUAUAAUUAUCCUGAUCACAUAUAUACAGUAUUUAGAGAUUCCGAAGGAAUUUGGGAAUGGAAACUACCUUUCGAUCCAAAUGGGCAAGAUGUAACAGGGCAAAGUAGUCUUUAUAUUGCAAGUAUUUCCGGGAAAGUUUCGUUGGUUAAUUUGUUGUUAAAUUGGAGAGUUCAAAUUUAUAAAACUAACGCGGUAUCCCCAACUGAUAAUAUUUUACAAGCAAGAAGAAAUAUUUCUCCAGGGAUUCGCAAAUUAAUAUCAAAUUUAACUGAGGAUAAAGGAAUUUAUUCAGCAAAUGAAGUUCCCACGAAAUGUCCUAUUAGUCUAAACCUUCUAUGUGGUGCAGCAAAAGAGACGGCGCUUUUAGCUGCUGUACGUGGAGGUUUUGUUGAUGUAGUUAGUUCCUUAUUAGAACAUGGUGCAGAUCCAAAUAUUGCUGCGAAACCUGUUGAAAAUUCCAAUGAUUUUGGAGAGGAGAUUUUCGGUUUAUGUAACGUUCCUUUAGCUGAAGCUUGCAAGCAAAAGUCUGAAGAUUUAAUAAAAGUUUUGUUGCAUUAUGGGGCCCGUGAUGAUCAGGGUACUGCUUUAAGAACCACUCUGGUUGGCGGUGAUGAAGUAAUUUUAGGCACGUUGCUUUCAAAAAGAGUUCAUCCAGAUUCUGAUUAUCAAAUUAACACAAAGUGGUUACCUGCCAAAAUCAAAACAAACUACUCAAAGUUUACUCUUAAUGAAAAAUCAAAAGGAUUAAUUCCAACAAUAGUUGAUUGGCACAGCAGUCAUCACGUACAACUUCCGCAUAUUAAAAUGGAGUGGAUUAGAGAUUGUGUGCUUACAUUAAAUCCGCAUUUGAAAAAAAAUCCUAAAGUCGAUAGUAUAUCUCUCACGGCUAUUACAAGAAUAGACAUAUCACAGAAUAGUAUAUCUUGUUUACCGAUUGAAAUAUUUUCCUUAACUAGUUUAAAAUACUUGAACGUUGCACAAAAUAAGCUUGAAGAGAUUCCAGUUUCCAAUGAAAUUCCAUGUUACAAUUGUCCAGUUUUAGAAGAAAUUUACUUACAGGAUAAUAAGUUAACUGCAAUACCUCCAGGAAUAUUUCAAUUAGUGUCACUAUUAGUAUUAGAUGUUUCAAAUAAUAAGCUACAGGAAAUGCCGUUCGAAAUGUGGAAAGCACCCAAAUUGAGAGAGUUAAACAUAGCAUUCAAUUUACUAAAAAAUUUACCAAGCUCUCCUAAUGAAGGAAAGAAAGAUCAAAAACUUUUUUUUCCAACAAUAGACGCAGCUUUAGAGGAUUUCGAAACACUAAUUUCUGCAAAUAGUAACUCGAAACCAUUGCAUUCCAAAACAUUAAAACAUUGUAACGCUUGGUCGCAAUUACUAGAUAUAAAUGAUAGGGAUAUUCAUUGGAACUUCGAAAAUAAUGACAAAGACAGCAAAGUUAGCAGUUUAAGUGCUCUAAAUUUAAGUAAUAAUUUAUUCACUUCAGUACCGAUAGUUUUACCUUGUUUGGCAAAUAACUUGACACGGUUGAACAUGUCGUACAAUAAUUUAAGGUCUAUGGGCCACAUUACUGGAUUUCCAGCAACUAUUAAACAACUAGAUUUAAGUCAUAAUGAAAUAACGUGUUGGCCAAGUCUACCUCAAAUAUGUGACUCUGAUCCUCAUUUGCAAUGUUAUGAGGAAGAAUCUACGAAAGAACCAGAGGAGAUGACACCUGGUAAAAGAUAUUCGUCAUUGAGAAGUAAUGUUUUAAAAAAUGUUUGUCGGCACAGAAAACAUUUAAGAUUGGAAACAUUAAAAACUUUGAUAUUAGCUGAUAAUCUGUUAACAAAAAUUCAGCUUUGCACUGAUGAUUCAAGUAGUGGAAGUCAAUCAGAUUUUAAUUUUGGUAACACUACUAAAUCAAGACUAAUGUUUCCCAACCUUUCUAUGUUGGACAUUAGCAACAACUGUUUAAAGGAAAUUCCAAUUAAUAUAUAUGAAUUGAGCAGUUUGAGUGUUUUAAAUAUUAGUGGUAAUGUUGAUGUUAAUGAUCUUCCCCCACAUUUAGGACUCUUAUCGCGAUUAUGGAACCUCAAUCUAAGGGGUUGUUCAUUACAAGAGCCACUUAAAACAAUGGUGGAAAAUAAAAAAUAUAAAACAAUGAAUAUUGUUGGGUAUUUGAAGUCAAUUUAUGAGGAUGCGCAACCAUAUGCGCGAAUGAAGCUAAUGGUUGUAGGUGUUCACGGAAUCGGGAAAACUACUUUAUUAAAUGUGCUUAAGCAUGGUAAUUCAAAGAGACCUAAUUCCAAUAGCGAUCAUUGGACAAAGAGGGUAAGACCGAAAGGAAAUUAUACAAAAUCCUCAAAACCAAUAAAUAUUUCUACCGUCGGAGUUGACAUCGGUACUUGGGUUUGUGAAAAAAAAAUGAAAGAUUCGUAUGGUCCUGUUAUUUUUAGAACGUGGGAUUUUGGUGGUCAAAAAGAAUAUUAUGCGACACACCAAUACUUUCUAUCUAAACGUAGUCUGUAUUUAGUUCUAUGGAAAAUAACUGACGGUCAGAAAGGUUUAAAAGAAGUUCUGCAAUGGCUGGGAAAUAUUCAGACACGUGCCUGUAAUUCUCCAGUAGUAAUUGUAGGCACACAUUUGGAUGAAGUUGGAAAAACAUUCCCUAUUGCAAAAGCGCAAGAGUUACAACGAAUCAUUAAAGAGAAGUUUAUAGCCAUUCCCGAUGCAGAAAAAGUAGGAUUACCCCGUGUUAUUGAUUCAAUACAAAUCAGCUGCAAAACUCUACAAAAUAUUUUGCAGUUGUCAAAUUUAAUUUAUGAUUCCGCGUUUUCUCUACGUUCACCUGGCUCUAAAGAACCUCUCUUGCUGCAAAGAAUACCUGCCACUUACAUAGCUUUAGAAGAUGCGAUAAAUAUAAUAGUCAAUAAAUUAAAGAUUUCUGGGCGUGAUCCAGUUUUAUGCGCUGAAACUUAUAAAGAAUUAGUUAAGGAUGAGAUGCAAUUGAAUGGGCAUAAAGGUUUUAGAGAUUCUGCGGAAUUAGAUCAAGCGACGAUGUUUCUACAUGACAAUGGAGUCAUAUUGCAUUAUGAUGAUGUUACUUUAAGAGACUUCUAUUUCGUUGAUCCACAAUGGCUUUGCGAUUUGCUAGCACAUGUUGUUACUGUUCGAGAAAUUAAUCCUUUUGCAAGAGAUGGUGUGAUGAAGUUAAAUGAUUUGGAUGUUUUAUUGAAAUAUGAUGACUCCAAGACAAAUGAAAGAAAAAAAUAUAUUAUCAGUUUAUUAAAUAAAUUUGAAGUUGCACUUUCUUGGGACUCAAAAACUUUAAUUAUUCCAUCAUUAUUGCCGGAAUACCAAACAUCUAUGAAAAAAACUGUAAUUCAGGUGCCAAGGAAGUUUAAGACAACUGACUUGUCAGCUGUCAUGUGUGAUAACUUGAUACUUCUGUCAUCAAAACCGGUGCCAGAUCCUUCAGAAAUCAGACGUAUACUGCUGAUGACUUAUUUCCCGUCAGGUUUUUGGCCUCGUUUAAUAACUAGAAUAUUAUCUGACGAGCAAAUUGCAAAUGCAGUUCUGAAUAUUUUGCAAAUAAAGACGGGAUUCAAGAAUAUGAACAAUUUAUUGCAAUACUUUGUUGAAGAAAAUUUACAAUGGAAUUUAUGGCAAAGAGGAAUAGCUUUAUGCCUUUCAAAUAUAGUUUUAUUUCAAAUAAAGGAAGUCCCUUUCAAUUCUAGAUCAAUUUAUAGAAAUCGUUGUAAUAAAUUUAAAUUAAAAGCUGAGGGCGUAUGGAAUGAAGUGAACAUAAAUAAUUCAAAUAUAUUAGAAAUUUACUUUUCAUUAAAAUCUAUUGACUUGUAUCAAACUCUAAAUGAUACUACCAUUUUUGCUGGAAAGUAUGAUGUUCAGUUCACUGUAGCAUCAAAAUUAUUAGCUAUGCUCUCUGAUCAUAUUGAUAUUUUAUUAGAAGAUUGGUAUCCUUCUUUAGGUACAAGAUUUGUACAUACGUCAGAAGGUCGUUUUCUUAUAACUCGAUUAACCUUAUGUCCUGAGUGUUUUAAAAAACUAGAACAACAAACAGCCAGUGCGGAUUGUGAAGAAAAUGUUGAAUUUAAGACAGAAAACAUAGAUAAUUGUCUUCCAGUAUUAAAAGAUGAACUUGAUGAAUACUUCCAAAGUAUAAUUUUCGAUGGCGGCUCCAAUAGUAGCUCACCGGCUGAUCAUUCUGGAGCACUUGAAAUAAUUUGUUUUGCCUGGAUGAUAGAGGAGUGUAUAUUUUCAGCUUAUAAUAAAUCUAAAGUGUCUUGUCCUGAGCAUUUCGAAUGUGAUUUUAAAUAUAUCGCUCCAGAUGUGGUUUUUAUGGAUAUUUCCGAAGAUUUGCUUAUUAAGCAAGAAGAUAUAAUUCGCGGUGAGCUUCUUGGUAGAGGCGCAUUUGGAUUUGUUUUUAAAGCUAUAGCUAAUGUUAGAAAAACUCAAAGUUUCGGUUCAGUGGCAAUGAAAAUGCUUCAACCAAUACCACCAGGUCCAGGUGCAAGAGAUAGUGCACUCAUGGCUUAUAAGAUAUCGCUCGGUAAGUGGGAUCGAGAUCCUUUGCAACAUUCUUGUAAAGCAUAUUGUAUUGCAAGACAAGAACUGGCAGUGCUUCUGACGUUGAAGCAUUUAAAUAUAGUUCAACUAAAGGGCAUAUGUGUGAAACCUUUGGCUCUUAUUUUGGAAUUCGCUCCUUUGGGAGCUUUGGAUGGAAUCUUAAGACAAUAUAAACGAAGUGGUGCACGCAUAUCGCCUUACACUUUUCAGCUUAUGACAUUACAAACUGCUAGAGCUAUAGAAUAUUUACAUAGAAAAAAAAUUAUUUAUAGAGAUUUAAAAUCUGAAAAUAUAUUAGUGUUUGAAUUUCCAUUACCUCAUACGGAUAGUAUUUCAAAAAAUAAGGUCCUCCUUAAAAUUGCUGAUUAUGGCAUCAGUAGAAUUACAACACAUUGCGGUUCUAAAGGUUUUGGGGGUACAGAAGGAUUUAUGGCCCCAGAAAUAAUAAGAUUUAAUGGAGAGGAAGAGUAUACUGAGAAAGUGGAUUGCUUCUCUUUCGGAAUGUUUUUGUAUGAAUGUAUUACAUUAAGACAGCCAUUUGAAGGAUGCGAGUCAAUAAAGGAGUGCAUUUUAGAAGGGAAUAGACCGCCAUUAUCUCUUAGAGAAAGUCAAGUUCCAACAUAUUGUUUGGAUUUAAUGGUACAUUGUUGGAAUGAUUUACCUCGGAAAAGACCAUCGGCCAGCCAAAUUGUUUCAAUUAUUAAUGCUCCAGAAUUUAUUCAUUUGCUUGAUGCUGUUUCUUUAUCUAAUACUCAUAAAAUAAAUGUUAUAUCUGGAGUAUUUGUUGAUACCAAAGAAGGACAAGAGCAAUAUCCUGGUUUACAAUUAUGGCUUGCAUCCAACAAUUGUAAAAUCGAAGUCUUAUCUAUGCCGAAAGAUUUUCGUUUUCAAGAACAUCAAAAUGUUAUAAUUAGUAAGGAGCCACCAGAUAUAUCGUGCAGAUCAAAUUUAUCAGAUAGUAUAAAACCAGACUUUGUCUGUUGUUGUCUUGUUGAAGAUAAUAUAUGGGUAGGCGAUUCAUUUGGAAAUUUACGAGCUUACAGUUCAUCUAGCUAUGAAUUAAUAUUUUUUUAUACAUUUGACACACAAACAAAAAGUUCAAUCAUUAUGCUUAUAUAUCUUGCCGAAAUACAACGAGUUAUAGUAGGAUUACAAAAUGGUCGAAUUUUUUUUAUAGAUUCCACUUGUGUUCCUUUUAACUAUACAUUUGCUGAAGGUUCGUUUGUUUUAACUGAAAUUUUUUCAAGCGAUAUUUUAAUAAGCGCUUGUGCUUUGUGUAAUGGAAGUGAGUAUGAAUUGUGGUGUGGAAAUAAUUCAUCCAUUAUAAAUAUAUUUCCAUUUAAUAAAUCUGGUGUUACAAGUCACUUGUCUGUUAAUCAUUUUUCAACAAACCCAUUGACGAGGAAUCAUUAUGAAGUUUUUAAAAUGGUUUCAGCUAAAAAAUAUAUUUUUUCAUGUUUAAAAAAAGGGUCCAUUGUCUAUCAGUGGAAUGUUUGUGAUAAAGUUAUACAAGGUAAAUUAGAUUGCUCUAAACUUUUACCUUGUUCUGAAAGUCUGAAAAGUAUAUCAAUUGAAGAUCAUUUAGGAUCGUCUCAUAGUCAAAUUACAGCUAUAAAAACAACUGAGAAAGUUUUAUAUGUUGGAACAGCUGCUGGUUGUUUGAUAAUUGCAGAUAUGGAAUCAUUAUGCCCUUUAAAAGUUUUUCGACCACACGAAAAAAAAGUGAAAGAUAUAAUUAUUGUUCAAGAGGAAAAUAAACCACUUUUGGCAACUAUUGGAAUUGGUUACAGACCGUUGUUAACAAGAUUUAUGGAUUAUGAUAGCACGUUUUUAGAACAAGAAAAUAAUUUAAAACAUUUGUAUUGUUUGUUAUGGCAUGGUGAAAAUUGGACAUGAUCGCAAAUGAAUAAUUAAAAAGAUUUGUAAAUCCAUUUAGGUUAUCGUGAAAGUAAUCAUAUUAUGAUUUUAAGCAAUUUUAAUAAUUUAAUAAUAGGAAUUUAAAUAAAUAUAAAAUUUUGACUGUUUUGCGUUUUAAUUUAUUUUAUAUAUUAUAAAAAUGUAAUUUAGUAAUUAAUCACUUAUUAGCUUUUUAAAUUAAAAAUUUAUAUUUUACUCAAAAAAAAAAAUUAAUUUUUUAGUAAUUUAGUAGAUAAUUUAUUUCCAAUAUUUCCGAGAUUAAUAAUUUUUA
Condylostylus longicornis is the source of this 7335-nucleotide messenger RNA. RefSeq names its product leucine-rich repeat serine/threonine-protein kinase 1 (gene Lrrk). Bases 45 to 7043 code for a protein of 2332 amino acids. Lineage: Eukaryota; Metazoa; Arthropoda; Insecta; Diptera; Dolichopodidae. Gene Ontology annotation, molecular function: ATP binding; protein binding; protein kinase activity. Gene Ontology annotation, biological process: protein phosphorylation. The transcript has 33 exons. The record is from RefSeq and is a predicted model, not a curated record.